GGACGCCAGAGGUUCCCUCAAAAAAAAAAAAAAAAAAAAAACCGGACGCCAGAGGCCGCGUCAGAUAAAAAACGAAUCGGCACCGCCUCCUCUUGAGAUCAGCAAAACCCACCGCUGCGGCGACUCCGCCUCCCGCCGACCGGGCGAUCACCUGAGAACACGCGGAGCAGCGGAAGGAGCGCAGGGGGUUGUUCGCGAAGAUGGAGGACGUGGACGUGUCGCGGCAGCUGAAGCAGAUGACGGACUUCAUCCGUCAGGAGGCCGUCGAGAAGGCCGUCGAGAUCGAGGCCGCCGCCGCCGAGGAAUUCCAAAUUGAAAAAUUGCAACUGGUGGAAGCUGAAAAGAAGAAGAUCAGGCAGGAGUAUGAUCGGAAAGAGAAGCAAGUUGGCAUCAAGAAGAAAAUUGACUACUCGAUGCAGCUCAAUGCUUCAAGAAUUAAAGUUCUUCAAGCUCAGGAUGACUUGGUAACAGAUAUGUUGGAGUCAGCAAGGAAAGAUCUACUGUGCAUAAGCCGAGAUCACCAAACUUACAAGAAACUUCUUAAGAUACUUAUUGUUCAGAGUUUGCUGCGCCUGAAAGAACCAGCUGUGCUUCUCCGCUGCAGGAAGGAGGAUCUUGAACUUGUUGAUUCAGUUUUGGAGUCUGCAAGCAAUGAGUAUGCAGAUAAAGCAAAUGUAUAUCCUCCUGAGAUAGUGGUAGACCGUCACAUCUUUCUGCCAUCUGCUCCCAGUCAUUAUCAGGCACCUGGUCCCUCCUGCUCCGGUGGAGUCGUGCUAGCUUCCCGAGAUGGAAAGAUUGUCUGUGAAAACACACUGGAUGCUAGGUUACAAGUGGUUUUCAGAAAGAAGCUGCCAGAGAUCCGUCAAAGUCUUUUUGUUCAGGUAGCUGCGUAACCAAUUCUUGAAAGCGGAACGUGGCUCAGUACUCUUUCGGGUACCCUGAUUAUGUCCAGAAGCGGAACGCAGCUCAAGAGUGAUUUAUCACACUGUUUUGGAUCUCGAUUAUUAUGUGUGUAUACUUUUUUUCUGGUUAUGGAUGCUCUGUCAUUAGAUUCCAGACCUCUGAAUCCUGCACUGAAGCAAAUAAGAGCAAAUAAUCUGUCUUCAUAUGUGGGACGACCUUUUGUAAAAUAAAGCAUCAAGAUGUGUUGCGAUGCCACUUCUGUUAAUAGCAUCAUGUUUUUAAUUGCAGAUGAUCUUGCUGGCUGUCGUU
Molecule: messenger RNA, 1212 nt
Organism: Sorghum bicolor (sorghum)
Lineage: Eukaryota; Viridiplantae; Streptophyta; Magnoliopsida; Poales; Poaceae
Product: V-type proton ATPase subunit E
Exons: 6
Coding region: 201-893 (230 amino acids)
Biological process (GO): proton transmembrane transport
Cellular component (GO): proton-transporting two-sector ATPase complex, catalytic domain
Molecular function (GO): proton-transporting ATPase activity, rotational mechanism
Source: RefSeq, a predicted model, not a curated record